AUGUCUCUCAAAGCCAUUCAUGUCACGGAAGUGCCGAGCCUCGACCACUUCCCUGAGAACCCCUCCCUCUGCCCCUCUCGUUUCUCAACAGGUGUCGAACUGAGCAAAGGGGUCUCUUAUAAGAUCCCCAAGUUUCUGGUGGUGGGACAUAGAGGCCACGGCAUGAACAUGUUACAGUCGCCGGAUCCAAGGUUCUCUGAUCUCAAGGAAAACUCCAUCAUCUCCUUCAAUGCCGCUUCGAAACUCCCUCUCGACUUUAUCGAAUUCGAUGUUCAGGUCACCAGAGAUGGCUGCCCAGUCAUUUUCCACGACGACUUCAUCUACUCGGAAGAUAACGGAGUGGUGUACGAGAAGAGGGUCACGGAGGUUAGUUUGUCGGAGUUCAUGUCCUACGGGCCACAGAGGGAAACAGGCAAGAGAGGGAAGCCAUUAUUGAGAAAGUCUAAGGAAGGUAAGAUAUUGAAGUGGAGCGUCCAAGGAGACGACUCGCUCUGUACUCUCCAGGAAGCUUUCGAGAAAGUGGAGCCCAAACUGGGUUUCAACAUCGAGCUCAAGCUUGACGACAACCUCGUCUAUCCAUCCGAUCAUCUCUCCCGCCUUGUCCUCCCAAUCUUGAAGGAGGUGUGCGAUUAUGGAAAGGACAGACCCAUCAUCUUCUCCAGCUUUCACCCCGAUGCUGCCCUUCUUGUCAGGAAGUUGCAGAGCACCUACCCCGUUUUCUUCUUGACAAACGGAGGCACAGAGGUGUACCACGACGAGAGAAGGAAUUCCCUAGAGGAAGCAAUCAAACUAUGUGUGGAGGGAGGCCUCCAAGGGAUUGUCUCGGAGGUGAAAGGGGUAUUCCGGAACCCAGCCGCCGUCAACAAGAUAAAAGAAUCCAAGCUCUCUCUCAUGACAUACGGCAAGCUCAACAACGUUGCGGAGGCAGUGUAUAUGCAGCAUUUGAUGGGAAUAGAAGGAGUGAUAGUGGAUCAUGUGGAGGAGAUGACAGAGGCUGUGAGGGAGAUGAUAAAGCCAUCCAACGUAGAUACUCAUGAUACUAAGCCAAAGCCAAACUUCUCUGAGAGAGAGCUCUCCUUUCUUCUCAAGCUCAUUCCUGAGUUAAUACAGCACUAA
Molecule: messenger RNA, 1116 nt
Organism: Microthlaspi erraticum
Lineage: Eukaryota; Viridiplantae; Streptophyta; Magnoliopsida; Brassicales; Brassicaceae
Source: the annotation of a GenBank genome assembly